GACGGAGCAAUCCGUGAAGGAGGUUCGGGUUCUGGUCGACGGCGAGUGGAUGGCUGGGUUCCGGUUCUGGGUGGGUGUGGGGGUGGCUGGGUUCCGGGUCUGGGAUAAGGGGGUCGGCGGUGACCGGCAGAGGUUGGCGUCUAGGAUUUCACGAUCAAUUGGUGAUGCAUAUUUCAAGAGAUGGGAGUUCAACAGGGAGCCUUUGUUGCCAAAGUUUAGACUAUCUAAGCCCUUCCAUACCCCAAUCCUCAAAGCCGAGCCGUCCAUACAUGUUCACAAACUCCUCCCUGAAGAUCAGUUCAUUAUAUUUGCAUCAGAUGGUUUAUGGGAGCAUCUCACCAACCAAGAGGCAGUUGAAAUUGUGAAUACUUGCCCACGCAAUGGUGUUGCUAGGAAACUUAUGAAAGCUGCACUUCAUGAAGCAGCAAAGAAGAGAGAAAUGAGGUAUUCGGACUUGAUAAAGAUAGAGGGCGGCGUGAGAAGGCAUUUUCACGAUGACAUCAGCAUCAUCGUUUUGUUCCUCGACGAUCAUUUCGUUAGUAAUAAUAAUAAUAGUAAUCGCGCUUCCUCCCGCGGGCAAGCGCUUUCAAUCAAAGGUGGUGCAAGUACACUUCGUUAGCUGCUGAUGGAUAGAGAAUGUUUUUUUUCAAAUUGUAAAAAUUAAAGAAAUAAUCUUGUUAGGCAUAUACUUAUUGGUCCUUGUUGAUGGUGAGAAAUUACUUCUUACUCCAAAUCAAUUUUAAUGUUCUUCAAACGCUUUAAUUGAAGUUCGCCGCAGCUGCCCCCGUCUAGGAUGUCCUGGGUUCAAGGGGAAAUGCAACUCCUAGAAAAUGAACCAGUUACAUUAUACAUAGGAUGCAACAGCUGCAAUCGCAAAGUACACUUUAGAGAAGGAAUUACUUAUAAAUGCAUGCAUUGUGGGGAUAAAGAAGCAACAACUACAAACAGAUUCAGGGCUGUAGCAGAAAUAACUGAUGCCAGUGGUA
Cuscuta campestris is the source of this 986-nucleotide messenger RNA. Lineage: Eukaryota; Viridiplantae; Streptophyta; Magnoliopsida; Solanales; Convolvulaceae. The record is from the annotation of a GenBank genome assembly.